ACUCACCUGAACCGCGCAUUCCCAAAGCUCAGGGAACCGAGCCAGCCACAGCCCGCAAAACAGCCCGGCCGCGCCGCAACGAGUGCGCGCGAGGCAUGCUACCCUUUUCUACUUUUGAACCCACUACUACGCUAGCGCCAACUCGUGACCUUGUAUUUACCCGGCGACGUCUCCGGACUCCACCCGAAUGCUUGCUGCCUCGCCGCCUCUCUUCGCUCACGUCCAUGCGCGCAUUUGGAGCACUGGAAGGCGCUAUGGCAAGUGCGACUUAUCACAAGCGCACGUUCGCUCGGCCGCCGCGGCGCCGCUGUGGUUCCUGGAUGCCACCAUGGCAGCCGUGUACGCCUUCGACUACAGCGACGGAUCCACUGCUGUAGUCGGCCCCAGCGGUGACGUGGCGGCAUCGGCCGCUUUGCUGCAAUGCACACGCGCACCGCAGGCAGCAGACGUCGCCCCAGCCGACACGUUUGCUGCGUCCAGGCGCGGCGGCGCCUUUCUGGAGCUGCCGCUGGUGCGCCUGGGCAUGUUUGCGCGGAGCUGGUCGCGGGUAUUCCUAUCGGCAGUAGCGUCAGCACGGCUGCCAUGUCGCCAGCGCGGGGCUCAGUGUGCCUGUGGAGGAGCUGUUCUCACUGUCGGUACAUGUUGUGGACAUCAACGGUCUGGACGUCACGUCAGCCGCAUAUCCCUACUGUGCCACCCUGGCGGUGCGCGCGCUGCCGCCCGGCGGCCACCACAGCAACCUGACCUCCACCACCUCCAUCACCUCCACCACCAUUGCCAGCAACACUCGCGGGCGGCGACUGUGGCCCGGUGUGACCCGCUGUUCGUGAACGUGGACGCGGGUGAGGGCGGCUCCGCGGCCAAUCAGGGCCUCACGCUCAAACUGGGCCGCGGCGCGGCGGUGUGGAACCGGGUCAUCCUGCUGUCGGCGGCUGGCCGGGUCCCUACACGCUCUUCGUGAACGUGUCCGACGUGGAAUACACGGUUGAGGAGCUUCACGGUUGUGUCUGAGGUGGCCUCCUGGACCUCCUGUCGCUCCUGCGACUCGGGGCAGGUGGGGCUGCCUCUAGACCGGCGGCUGACCAACAGCGCCCUGCCUGGGUACGAGGAGGCCACAGCUGCGGGCGCGGCCAACGUGACGGCGGCGGCUACGCGGGUGGUGGCGGCGGGUGCAUGAACUGCCCCCACAUCGCCUUUUUAGUGCGUGUGAGUGCGACCCUUGGUUGGGUGGGGCUGCUCGGGCGGGGUGGAUGGCUUGCUUUGGUAUUUGUGUGAAUGUGACAUGGUACGGUGGCUAUUAUAUGGUAUAGCUGGGAAUAGAAGGUGUUGCGGGGGGUUAGUCGGUUAGCGAUUUGACAGACUAGGGAUUAGAGCCGAGCAUGAAGCGGCAAAAGGCUGGCUGGUACACGCGUGAGUCUGGCCUGUAAAGCCUGCGUGUUGCUCAGAACACAUGAAAUACGAGUGCUAAUGUGACGCUGUGUUUGUGUGAAGUUGACAGGGUAAGAAAGCUGUUUUAUGGCAUCCGUGGGAAAUGUGCAGCGGUAUGUAGAGGCCUUUUACAGGGAUAGGGGGGAUGCGGAGCCGUUAGUCGGUUAGGUGGUACGUAAUAUGUUCAAUCGCAAAUUAUGCAACCCCUCCUACUGGUAAAUGCUGGGACACCGUGCUUCCACGUACAUACGCGCACAGCCAUAUUAUGAUCAUUGCAU
Messenger RNA from Chlamydomonas reinhardtii, 1706 nucleotides. RefSeq lists its product as uncharacterized. The coding region runs from base 188 to 961 and encodes 257 amino acids. The transcript is spliced from 6 exons. NCBI's taxonomy places the organism in Eukaryota, Viridiplantae, Chlorophyta, Chlorophyceae, Chlamydomonadales, Chlamydomonadaceae. The record is from RefSeq and is a predicted model, not a curated record.